Molecule: messenger RNA, 1625 nt
Organism: Rhodamnia argentea
Lineage: Eukaryota; Viridiplantae; Streptophyta; Magnoliopsida; Myrtales; Myrtaceae
Product: monocopper oxidase-like protein SKU5
Exons: 8
Coding region: 42-1625 (527 amino acids)
Molecular function (GO): copper ion binding; oxidoreductase activity
Source: RefSeq, a predicted model, not a curated record
GGCGGAGCGUCUUGUGGUUCAUCGUUUGUGCUAUUUUCGUGAUGAGGGCUGUGCGUUGUGCUGAUCACUUCUAUGAUUGGAACAUCGAACUCUACCCGAGCUCCGCCUUCUCAUCUCAAGAACAACCGGUUAUCACCAUCAAUGGAAUGUUUCCAGGGCCUCUCAUAAACAUGUCGACGAAUGACGUCGCUUACGUGAACGUGUUCAACAAUCUCGAUGAGCCUUUGCUUUUCACAUGGAAUGGCCUACAACAGAGGCUGAACUCAUGGGAAGAUGGAGUCUCGGGCACGAAUUGCCCCAUCCGACCCGGCACCAAUUGGACCUACGUGUUCCAGGCCAAGGACCAGAUCGGCACCUUCUUUUACUUCCCCUCCCUCAACUUCCAUAAAGCUGCCGGCGGCUUUGGCCCUAUCCGCGUCAACAACCGCAAGGUCAUCGCCAUCCCGUUCCCGACGCCUGAGGCCGAGUACGACCUUCUGAUUGGAGAUUGGUACAAUCAAAGUUACAAGACGAUCAGAUCAUCGUUGAGCGACAAGAAAAACGCUUACGGCGGAAACCCAGAUGCACUAUUGAUGAACGGCAAACUCCCGUAUGGAUUUGCAGAAAAUCCUGAGACAUUCAACGUAACCAAAGGUAAGACUUACAGGAUCAGGGUGUCAAAUGUGGGCAAUGCACUGAGCUUCAACUUCAGGAUCCAAGGGCACAAGAUGGCGGUGGUCGAGGCGGAAGGGUCCUACACCGCCCAGAUCACCGUCGACUCCCUCGACAUCCACGUCGGGCAGUCGUACUCGGUUCUCGUGACGGCAGACCGAGCGGAGGCCGAUCACUUCAUCGUGGCGACUCCGAAGCUGGUCCAUGCGGAGGAGUGCGGCCAGCUGACCGCCUUGGGAGUUCUCCACUAUGAGAACUCCACCGCACCCCCAAGCUACCCCAUUCCUUCCGGGCCUAAUGCAUUUGACAUUGAUUUCUCCAUCCACCAAGCCAAGUCUAUCAGGUGGAACAUGACCGCGGGUGCCGCGAGGCCCAACCCGCAAGGGACGUUCAACGUCUCCCACGUGACGCCGAAUCAGACGUUCGUCCUCCACGGGUCGACGGCCGAGAUCGACGGAGCGCCUCGCUACACUGUGAACAACGUGUCAUACCACACCCGGAGACCGCCGCUCAAGCUGGCAGACUUCCUGGUGAACGGGUCAGGCGUGUACCAGCUCGACUCCUACCCUGUCGAGUCCGUGAACCCGGCGGCGGAAUCGGGCGUCUUCGUCACGACCGGCCUUCACAAGGGUUGGAUCGAGCUCGUCUUCGUGAACGGCCUGCAUGUCAUGGACUCUUGGCACUUGGACGGGUUUGGGUUUUAUGUGGUCGGGUUUGGAGACGGAGACUGGAUGCCCAGUUCGCGAUCGACGUACAACAGACAUGAUCCGGUCGUCCGGUCUACGGUUCAGGUUUAUCCUGGGAAAUGGACGGCGGUCUAUGCUUACCUUGAUAACCCGGGAAUGUGGAACUUGAGAUCCCAGCACUCGAAGCAUUGGUAUCUUGGACAAGAGCUCUACGUUAGGGUUUAUGAUGCCGACCCCAAUCCUGCCAAGGAGAGGCCGCCCCCAGAAAACCUCCUCCUAUGUGGUUAG